Papaver somniferum (opium poppy) is the source of this 819-nucleotide messenger RNA. Its product is annotated as protein INVOLVED IN DE NOVO 2-like. The record is from RefSeq and is a predicted model, not a curated record. Gene Ontology annotation, biological process: gene silencing by siRNA-directed DNA methylation. The transcript is spliced from 2 exons. NCBI's taxonomy places the organism in Eukaryota, Viridiplantae, Streptophyta, Magnoliopsida, Ranunculales, Papaveraceae. Bases 1 to 819 code for a protein of 272 amino acids.
AUGGAUUCUUCUUCUCCUUCUCCAAAAAGAAAAAUAGAUGAGAUUUAUUCAUCAAAAGAAAACACAUGUAAAAAUAUAAAAACCUAUGCAUAUGAUCAUUUAGUUCAACAUGUUAAGGAUUUUGGUAAGAUGAGAUCUUCCCUUAAAUUUCGAGAUAAAUCCAAUCAUAGAGCUCUAGCUCGCUAUUUGGAGAAAAAAUCUAGUAAGGAAUUUUCCAUGGAUGUUGGUUCAUCAUCUACUGUGGUGGGUGAGAAGAAAUUUGUAUACCUAUGGAAAUUUGUUGUUGUUAGUAAGUUCAUAGAUAUUAGUAAUGAGGCGAUUAAAGAGCAGUUGACCGGGUUUAAGCUUGUGAAGGUACGUACUACAUGGGGUCCUGAGAAUACCUCUACUGGUCAGGCGAUUGUAGAGUUUACGAAAUAUUGGUUGGGAUUUACUCAUGCAAUAUCUUUGGAGAGUGAGUAUAAUAGCAACCAAUUUGGGGAAAAACAUUAUCCUUUGGAUAACCUUGGUGGUUUGGUAAAGGAUUGUCUGUAUGCAUGGGUCGUCAAGGAGGACGAUUACUAUUCUGAAUGUCUUGUAGGGGAAAACUUGAGGAACAUUGGUAGUGCUUUAAAAACUAUUGAGGAUAUUAAUGACUAUAAUGAAAGGAAACACAAUCAGAAAGUGUCACAUUUAAAUGAUUUGAUUAAGAAGAAAAAUGAUACCUUGGUAAAUGGUCAGGUCAUGGUCUGGAAGACCAUGCGCACUCUCAAGAACUUGGUGGCUCAACUUGAUGAGUUAAAUAUAGCGAAGGAUAUCACCGUCAAAGGUACAUUUUAG